AUGCUCGUCUCCCUGACCGUCGGCAAGGUCGACGCCGGCGUCACCGUCCUCCUGACUCCUGACAAGCGACUGAUCGAAUUCCCAUCCAUCCUCCUGCCACCCGACAUCUCCUCGGGCUCCAUCGUCGACGUCACCGUCGCCCGCAACGUCUCCUCCGAAGGCGAAGCCGAAGGCGCCUUCCGUGCCCUCCAAGACAAGAUCUUCAAUGCCCUAGGUGCCGCCGAGCCCAAGGCCCCCAACCUCCGCUGUCGCAAUGCCACCCAGACCAGCGUGGUCCUCGAAUGGGACCCCAUCGAUCUCGCGACCGCCGACCUGAUCAGCCUGGCCCUCUACCGCAAUGGCCAAAAGGCCGGCAACAUCCCCAAACCAACCGCUAUGCACUCGACCAAGAUCUCUGGUCUGGCCGUCGACACCGAGUACACAUUCCACCUCGUGCUGCGCACAACGGCCGGUACUCUGGCCAGCGAGAAGGUCGUGGUCCGCACACACAAGAUGACCGACCUCAGCGGCAUCACCAUCACCACGGGCAUCCUGCCUCCCGCGGUCAGGGAGUCCCUGGCGCGCUCAGUGGAUCGGAUUGGCGCCAAGCUUGUCGACAGCGUUAGAAUCGAUACGACACACUUUGUCACCACUGAGGGCCGGGGCGUGCAAUGGGAGAAGGCGAACGAGCUCAACAUUCCCGUGGUCAGGCCGGAGUGGGUGGAGGCGUGCGAGAGGAACGGCAGGAUCCUAGGUGUCACCAAGUUCUACCUGGACGCUGUGCGAGUGGGUAUGGGACCGUCGGCGGCGGAUAUGGGAGGAAGCCCACCGAUGCAGCACAAUAGGAGCGUGUCUGCUGCGUUCUCACAGCACAAGGAGUUGCCGCCGCAACCAUCGCCGCCGGUACCUGAGCCGAAGCAGACGAGCCCGCCGCCUACGAAUGGAGUGCGCAGUCCUGAUGUGAAUAAACCUACACCACCACCGCCUGCUGAGCCAGAGCCGGUGCCGGUGCCGGAACAGGUUCCAGAGCAGAAGCAAGAGGAGGAGCUACAGCCGGUAGCACUUGAGCCUAGUGUAGAGGCCACAACGACAGAAGUGCAGCAGGAGGAUGAUACUGGAUCCGAGAAAGGAGAUGACGAGAGUGACGUAGCGUCUGAACCAGAAGACAAGGUCAAACAAGAUGACGAGCAAAAGGCGCUUGCCCACGAAAAGGAGGAACAGGGUCUGGCAGCACGACCUGCUUCUACGGUGGAAGACGCCGAGGAGAGCAAAAGUGACGAAGAGGAAGACGAUGACAAGGAUGACAGUCUCAAUCCCAAGGGAGGAAAAUCACCUGAUGGAGCGUCGUUCCAGGAUGUUGCCCUAUAA
This is a messenger RNA of Sordaria macrospora k-hell, 1347 nucleotides long. RefSeq lists its product as uncharacterized. Gene Ontology annotation, cellular component: trans-Golgi network; exomer complex. NCBI's taxonomy places the organism in Eukaryota, Fungi, Ascomycota, Sordariomycetes, Sordariales, Sordariaceae. Gene Ontology annotation, molecular function: protein dimerization activity. Gene Ontology annotation, biological process: Golgi to plasma membrane transport; conjugation with cellular fusion. The record is from RefSeq and is a predicted model, not a curated record.